GCAUCGCUUAUUCCCUUGCCUUAAAAAGCUGUCUGCUAUUUCUCGUUGAAUGUGCAUCGCAUGCUUUUUCUGUCCCAGUUUUGAAAUUGUUUCUUUGAAUUAUAAACUGUAAUAAAAAAAUGAGUAUCAAAAUUGAAGCAGAAACAGAAUUGCAACUUGUUUGCAAUAAUGUUGAUCAAUCUCUGGUCAUGAAAGAGACUCCUGAAUGUGAGGUGUCAAAGUCAGACGGUAACGAUGAAACAUCUGUUGAACUCGGUAACGAUUCUAGCUGUAACCUAGCAGUUAAUUCACUAAGCAACAAGAAAGAUAAUACAGAAGAAAUUGUUAGUACUUUAAAAGAAGAGUCUCAAAGUGAAAAGAAAGAUUUGCCUGUGAUACCUGUACUGUCAAAGUCAGCCAUGAAGAAGCUAAAGAGGAAAGCGCUAUGGGCGCAACAGAAAAAAGAAAGAAGGAUUAGAGAAAAGGAGAAAAGGAAGAAGAGGAGGCUUGAUCCUACUCGUAGUUUGAAUACAGUAACUCGUAAACAACUUAAAAGUGCAACAAUGGCCAACAGCAGUUGCAAAGUGGCAAUAGUGGUGGAUUUAUCGUUUGACACUUUCAUGGAUGAGAAAAGUAUAGCAAAAUGUGUAAAGCAAAUCUGCCGUUGUUACAGCAUUAAUCGAAGGGCUGCCAAUCCUGUUCAGUAUCACAUAACUAGCCUUGAUGGUGCAAGUCUUACUGAAAUGAGCAAGAAUUCAGGCUAUCAAAACUGGGAUGUUAACUUGCAUGAAAAGCAUUUUACUGACCUUUUCAGUAAAGAAAAAAUAGUUUAUCUUACUGCAGAGUCUGAUCAUCUAAUUGACAAAAUUGAGGAUGACCAUGUUUAUAUUAUUGGAGGAUUAGUUGACCACAAUUCCCAUAAGGGACUUUGCCACCGAUUAGCUGUUGAAAAAGGUCUUCGUCACGGCCGACUCCCUAUUGGUGAAAACAUAGAGAUGAAGACGAGAAAAGUUUUGACAAUAGACCAUGUAUUUAACAUUAUGGUCAAUGUCUGCAAUGGACAGAAAUGGAAGGAAGCGUUACUUGAGGUUUUGCCAGCUAGAAAAGGUGCCCAAGAAAAAGAUAUUGAUGAGAAUUUUGAUGCUGAAGAAGACUGUGAUGCUGAAGAAGACUUUGAUGACAAUGAAAAAUCAAUUGCUGAUGAGAUGGAUUCUUGUGAAACAGACCCCAUAUCUGCAUAGUUUCUGGCUUUCUGUUAUCUUGAUUUCCUCUGAUGAAUUAUUUCAGUUACUGUAUCAGUUACUGUACAUGACAUCGCCGUUGUACAGGCGUUAGUAAUCAAAAAAUCUAAUUUUGUACAGUA
Daphnia pulicaria is the source of this 1342-nucleotide messenger RNA. RefSeq names its product tRNA methyltransferase 10 homolog A-like. Gene Ontology annotation, molecular function: tRNA binding. Bases 120 to 1220 code for a protein of 366 amino acids. The transcript is spliced from 5 exons. NCBI's taxonomy places the organism in Eukaryota, Metazoa, Arthropoda, Branchiopoda, Diplostraca, Daphniidae. Gene Ontology annotation, biological process: tRNA N1-guanine methylation. The record is from RefSeq and is a predicted model, not a curated record. Gene Ontology annotation, cellular component: nucleus; nucleoplasm.